AUGCAACUCAUCUAACGAAUUCCCGAUCGAUCGUCCGUUGGUCUGUGUCUGAGUCUGUCUGUCUGAGUGUCUGUCUGUCUGUCUGUCUCUAGAUCUGUCGCUCCACUGCAUCCCAUCCGACGGCGCCGAUUUGGACGAUAUCGACCAAACAGCGACGUCGCCGACAGUGGAGCGACAGAGAAAACAAACACGAGCAUUGAUUGCAGUGCACUUGACCGAGCAGCACAACCACUCGCUAUUCAAUCGACCCAUUGGGCAAAGAGCCCUGCCAGUCAGACGCAGGGCAGCACAGGACAGUGAAAGAAAGGGCAUGCAGGCAUGCAAAGCAAGGCAGGCAGGGCACAUGACCCCAGUCAUUCAAAAGAUGAUCGAUGGGUGGCACCGUCUGUCUCUCUGUCUGUCUGUCUGUCUGUCAGGCAGGCAGGCAGGCAGGCAAGGGAGGUGAUAGACAGGCAGGCAGACAGCCAGGCAGGCAGGCAAGGGAGGUGAUAGACAGGCAGGCAGACAGCCAGUGAAUUACAAACACACCCGCCCUGGCGUGCCCUGCCCUGCCAGGCGCGCGAUAGGUGUGUGUACUUGCACGCCUUGUGCAAGACAGACUACCCCACGCACCAUGAUACAUACACCCACAGACGCACUGAUGCAUCCAUGCCAUACAGACGGGGCAAGGCAAGGUAAGGUAAGCCAGGCAGGCAGGCAGGGGCAGGCAGGCAGUCUGGACAGACAAGUCGUCAGGAAGCGCUAGCAGUCGUCAUAUCCAUUAAAUACCCCCUCGACCGACCGACCGACCAGAGAAGGUGCCAUGCCAUCAGACAGGUAGACAGGCCAUGAAGGAUAUGCAAGGGAGGGGGGAGAAAGACACAAGGGACGGGAGUCAUAGAUACAUUACAUUCAUCAGCGAUUUAAACAUCCCCCGACCAGCCCACCGACCCACCGACCGACUCAAAAUCAUAUCCCCACAGACACGACAGCUGGCAAGGGGGAACCUCUUUCACACACCACACCACACCACACCACACCCACCACUCUGCGCACCCUACAGACCAACCAACCGACCGACCAAUCGACCAACCUGUACAGACAAAACGGGCUCCCUGUGUGGAUCAAAACUGGGCUGUACACCCAAGCCUGAAUAAAGCAAGGACACACGGAUCGCUAUGCCAUCGCCUCUCGUCUUGUCGCCCGCUAUGCGCUAUGCACAGACAGCUUAAAUACAUACACACAUAGACGAGACGAGCGAUCGAUCAGCCGGCAUGAAUUCCCACCCUCGCUCUCCUACGCUUGGCACCCGCCAGCAGCACUCGGGCGGGGUUCCUCAGGCGUCUCACCGACGCUGCUGCCGCCUUCUUGACGACAGCCUUGCUCACAGGCGAGGCCACAGACAGCUUGUCGGGCCUCUUGGUGACGGUCUUCCUCUCCCUCUUGGGGUGGUGAAGCUGGUUCGGCGUGGCCUCCAUGGUCCUCAUGGUGGGGCCGCUGGUGCUGCUGCUGCUGAAUUCCUCGUCAAGGAUCUGUGCAACCACGAUGCACGACUAGGUCUGCGUAUCCGUGUGUGUGUGUGUGUGUGUGCAACGAACCCUGGCUAUGAAUCUUCUGAGUGCGUCGUAUCUGACGUCGUGUCGGUGGGCCACCUUGCAGAUGUUCAUGUGGUUGGCAGCUGCCACCACCCUCAACUCACCGUACUGAGGGUACGCACUCGCGAGCGGCACCACCUGACCGAUCAACCAAAAUCGUUCCAUCGGAAGCGACCAAUGUACUCCGAUGUCUCUGUGCCUCCCUGUCUGUGUGUCUGAGGGCCUACCAGGUCCUUUUGGUUGAAAGGCAGCUCCACUGGGAUGCUCUCCGCCAUCGACAACACACGGAUGUCUGCAACAGACACAGAAGCGAUGGCAUUUGCAGUCAGUCGGCGCUGGCGGUCAAACGGUCAGCUGACUUUCGUUUUGCGAGAUGUGUUUGAAGUUCUCGUUGAGUCGGUGUAGCUCGUCUGACGGCCGGAGGUUGUGCGUGAUGCCCGAGAACAUCGGGCGGAAGAGCCGGGGGACACGGGCGAGGGGGGCGCCGAGAUGCGGGACGCCGUAGAAGGCCACGCCUCUCGUCGCGCGGCGCAAGUCCUGCAUCAACCACGGACACCAUCAGACAGACAGACAGACAGGCUUGUGUCCGCAUACACCCACUUUCAGAUGUGGUGGUGGUUGUUUGUUGUCUGACCUUGUCCGCCUCCAGCAGCAGUUUAGUGAGCAGCCCUCCAAGUGAAUGGCACACGAAUAUCACCGGACGACCUGGCACACCGACACCCUGCACACACACAUCAUACACAUACACAGACACAUUUGAACGCAUCAAUGCAUUCUUUAAUCCACCCAUCCAUCCAUCAACCUACUCACCGCUUCCCUGAGGUUGUGCAGCAGUGUGGCCGCCAGAUGCUUCAAGUGAGAUGCUCUCGUCAUCCGCCCCUGCCCUCGGCCGUUGUCGCCCUCUCCUCUCCUCGUGGCUGGCGAUGACGGCGUAUCAACAUGAGAGGGUGACGCUGCUAUGUCAUCCAUCUGGCCGCCCUUGAGCCGCCGCCCUCUGUUGUUCUUUGCAGCUAGAGCAGACCCGCCUUCCAGAGAAUGCCCUGCGAGUGCCCUGGGCGGCUCUGAGUGGGCACCAGCCGUCUUGACACGAUGUGGCCGGGUUGGGGAGUCACUCCUGUGGUCGUUGUGUUGGUGUGGGUGUCGGUUGGCCUGGCUGCUGGUGCUGGGGGAGUGUCGUGGAGUGCGCUGCCGGAACAGAGGGGCCUGCAAGGAACGGCACCGGACACAGGAGGUGUGUUGGCUCAUGCAUGUCAUGUGGGCGUGUGUCUGCUUGGCUGGGUCCCUUACUGGGUAGUUGACAACGAAGAUGCGAGAUUGCGGAAAGUCGACAGGGAGGAGUUCCCGCGGCCAGUGCUCAUCUUGGUUGGACGCCAUGUCCUCCAUCUCCGUCUGCUGCUGCUCCUCCUGCUGCAGCUGCCGCUCGAUGUGCUGCAAACCCUCCACCAACGCCUCGGUCGUCGCGCCGUCGACACCCUUGCCCGCCUCGCUCAACAGACGACCCCAAAAACGACUGAUCAAACAACCAAUCGACCCAUAGGCAGGCACAAUUCAUGACAAGUGAGAAAAUCGUGGCUGGGCUACUCUCUUUCGCUCACCCAAGGUUGACCGGUGACAUGGCCAGCUGCUUGGCGAAGUGCCGGACGCGCAGUGCGAAGCCCCCAUCGCUCUCGCUCGCCCUCAGGUCAUCCGCUUCAUCCGCCUCCCUGAUCGACGACAGCUCUCGGUCAAGGUCCGCCAGCCACUCAGACACACUCUCGCUCCCAUUCACACCCACACCCACAUCCACAUCCACAUCCGCAGCGGGCGACCCGUCACAUGUGGCCACCGGUGCCUCUGCUGCAGCGUUGUUGGACCUGCUGCUGUAGAGGGCCGUGAUGACUCGCCGGCCCCGGGAUGGUGCCGGGCGGCGCAGCGGCUCCGCAACGAUGCGGGAAGGAAUGGCGUGAGGCAGGCGUCCGCGUGAGCCAGCAGACGGGUGAGCUCUGACAGCAGCAGCUACGGGACGAUUGGAUGUCUUGUCAACAUUUGGUCCACUGCUCUGCUGCUCUGCAUUGUCCUCCUCUCCCUUGAGCCGCCGCCAUGUCUUGAAUGCAGAUCCGCGGAGUCCGUGUACGAGCACGAUGUCGAUGGGGACGCAAGAGGGAUGUGAUGGCUCACCCGCACCCUGCACACAGACAGAGGGACAGACAGAAGAAUGGCUGACAGGGCUCACAUGUUUGGCGGGUGGACAUGGACAUGGACACGCACCUUGCUGGGGGGCUCUGACGCGUCGUGUGCAGGAGGCACAAACAUCGCAUACACACCUGUAUCGCAGGCAUUCAAUGCACACACACACACACACACGCACCAACGUCAGUCACCUUCUUUGCUGCCUGCGGGCGGUCCAUCUCCUCCCCCAGUUACUCCUCACCGUCAGCCACCCGAGGCCAAGGUGAUAUCUCUCCGCCUCUCCGUUUCAUGGCGGCCCCGCCGCCCACCUCCAUCUGCAUCACAUCGGUGCCUCCCUCAGCCUUCACCGGCGCUAUGUCACCCAUCCUCAGCCACCGACACACUGACAGCCGAUACCGCGACGCUCCAACAGGCAGCGCCCGAGGGGCCACAAAGGAUAGCCUGUUGGCCCAUGGCAGCCGUGGCAGCCGGGGCCCCACCAUCCUCCAUGGCCGUGUGAUGGGCACGCCCCGCCUCCGUGCGCUGGCCGCCCACGCAGCGCCCGCCAGGCCGUGAGCUGCACCCACAAGGCACAGACCCACGCUCCAUCGCACCCACCGUCGGCCGCCCUUCUGCGCGCUGUCUUCAUCCCGCUGCUGACGGGCUGGCUGUGUGAGCCAAGUGGAGGGGCGAGUGAAAGCGGACGCCCGAUAUCUCUGCGGGAAGCUGUCGUCGAGGGCUGCAAGGCUGAGGUGGAUCUGAAGGCAGAUGGCCAACAAGAAUAGCGCCCGCCGUAACCGCUGCCCCGUCAUGAGGCUCUCGGGGUAAACCUGCGUUUUUCGGACACAACGAUCCGCG
Molecule: messenger RNA, 4580 nt
Organism: Vitrella brassicaformis
Lineage: Eukaryota; Vitrellaceae
Source: the annotation of a GenBank genome assembly